Messenger RNA from Haliotis rubra (blacklip abalone), 1585 nucleotides. Its product is annotated as quinone oxidoreductase-like protein 1. The transcript is spliced from 11 exons. Lineage: Eukaryota; Metazoa; Mollusca; Gastropoda; Lepetellida; Haliotidae. The record is from RefSeq and is a predicted model, not a curated record. Gene Ontology annotation, molecular function: oxidoreductase activity. Bases 104 to 1189 code for a protein of 361 amino acids.
CCUGAAAGCCGGAAGCGGUGUAUGUCGUGGAGAACAAUCAACACUGUCAUGUUUUGAUCCUCAUUACUUUGAUUUCAUGUAAAUAACAAGUUGUUUUCAAUGAAUGUGUGGGAAGGAGGCAAUCAUGAGGUGCAUCAAGAGAUCAUCUUCCCAGGAUGCUAAUGUGCAAAAGUUUAUUCUUGAAGACAAUGAACCCCGUCCUAGUCCAUGCAAGAAUGAACUGUUAGUUCAGGUGAAAGCCUGUGGCUUGUCACUCAUAAAUCAUAAGAACUUGAGUGAGAUUUUCAAGAAGGAGAUACGAGAAUCAUAUCCAGUAGGCCAGGAUAUAGCAGGGAUAGUUACAGAGAUAGGUGAGGGGGUCACAAGCUACAAGCCAGGUGAUGCCAUUGUUGGUAUUCUGCCAUUGGACAGCCUGUACUCAGGAUGUGGGGAGUUCUGUUGCAUCAGUGAGUACGAUGUGGUAAAGAAGCCAUCUCAGCUCGCCUUUGAAGAUGCAGCUGCAGCUGUUGGUGACUGUGUCAGUGCAUACACUGCGCUGCACUACCAUGCUAAAGUGUGUGCAGGUGAUACACUACUGGUUAUAGGGGGUGCUACUGCUGCUGGCAAUGUAUUGGUUCAGCUUGGACAACGCUGGGGAGCAAAGGUGCUUGCAACAUACAAUACUCAGGCAGAGAGGCAGCACCUGGAGGGAAUCCAGCCCCCAAUAGCCCAGGUGAUUGAGCUCAACAAACGAAACAACAUCUUGGUAAGCAGUGUGAAGGAGGAGACAGGAGGCGUUGGAGUGGACUGUAUAGUGGAUGAUGGGGUCUGCUUGUUUACGACAGAGGAGGACAAAGCUUUAGUUGGAGAAAACUACAAAUUUCCAGUUCCUCACAAGUAUGACAUCAUUUCUUGUCUGGGAUUUGCUGGGAAGUGGAUCACCACACAACCAGAUCUUCAGCUGGAUCCCCCAGACUGUCAACAGCUGCUCCUCCGUGGCGCUAGCGUCAGCUUCCUGUUUCCCCCUGCCUGGACAAUGGCCAGUGUGCAACAGGGCAGAUAUCAGCAUAUAUUAUUGGAUGUUGUAGAUAAACUAGACAAGGGAACAAUCAAGUGUAAGAUUGCCCGACUUGUGACCAUGGAUGAUGUAAUGGAAAGUCUCAAGACACUGGACGAGGUUCGAGUUGGCAAAGUUGUGCUCAAGUUUUAACUAUGGGUUGUCAAUAACAGUAAUGUACACAGACAAAACAGUUGCACAUUGCUGCAAGACAACUGCAGGAACAUAAUCAGCGGUGAGGAGGUGAAAGCUAAACUGUUAAUGGUUUUCAUGAAAGUCAAUAUCAUGGAGAACAUGCAGGAUGUAAUGUGUAAAGAUGGCAACCAAUUAGAUACGUUCAUGUGGUUACCUUGCCCGGAUACUCCAAGCAAGAGAUGACUCUCCACAAAAACAAAUCUCCUUUCCACCAGUUGGAAGUCCUACAGUUUAGAAGAAGACAAGCAAUUUGAAUUGCUUCCACAACUGUUAUCUUCAGUGCAAUUUGGACAUGUUUUUUUUCCAUUCAAACUUAACAUGAAUAAAAUCGUUUCAUUAUAUCAUUGAAUCAAA